AUGUUGUCCGAGUUGGCCUCGCCGCCUCCGAAGCCUCACCGUCUGGCUAAUCCAAGCUCUUUCUUAGACAUUUUCGUGCCAAAACAUGAGGAGCUCUACAUGUCCAAGCGGGAUGCAAGCACCUAUUUUGACAGCUUGGUUGUGCCUCAGGAGCUACAGCCCUGGUUUGGGCAACAGCCUGUGCAAGUGAAGGAGCUGGUCCAAGUAGGCUUGUCUUUGCGCGAGAUAGCCAACACCAUUGGAUGCUUGCGCAAGUGCGGGGUGCCAGAGUCGCAAAUCUUGAGCUUGGACCACGACUUGCCAAAGACCCAACAUGAGUUGUGCGCAGUGGCUACGGACGAUGUCUUGCUUGUCCACAGGUGCAAGAAGCAGGGGGGCAAGACUUUGCAACGGCUUGACCACGUCUUUGCAGAACAUGGCAUUGUUCGCAACAAGGCGAAGGAUGUGAACCUUGCUGGCCACAUGACUGGUUUGGGCUGUGACAUCGUCAGCUCGCCGCCAAUGGUGGAACCAGCCCUACACAAGAUUGCCAAUGUUGUUUUGGGAAUUUGCGACCU
Molecule: messenger RNA, 557 nt
Organism: Durusdinium trenchii
Lineage: Eukaryota; Dinophyceae; Suessiales; Symbiodiniaceae
Source: the annotation of a GenBank genome assembly